Molecule: messenger RNA, 962 nt
Organism: Ricinus communis (castor bean)
Lineage: Eukaryota; Viridiplantae; Streptophyta; Magnoliopsida; Malpighiales; Euphorbiaceae
Product: extensin
Exons: 1
Coding region: 304-750 (148 amino acids)
Source: RefSeq, a predicted model, not a curated record
UUUAAUAGAUUUAAUGUAACUAUAUAUUUAAAGUUUGAAAUGAAAUAUUAAUUAAAUUAAAAAAUAUCUUUACUAUCUCGUCUACAUAUUCUUAUAUUUUAAAUGUUGCUUUAGAAAUUCCAAUAAUUAUUCAAUUGCUCACUACUUACAAUUUUUUUUUUUUUUUGGACCAAAGCCUCGACACCCUUUCAAUAGCUCACCACACCUCAUCCCCAUUUGCUCUUGAGUCUUCACUCCAUCCUUUCACAUACCAUUUUCUCUACUUAAUUUAUUCUCUCUUUGCUCAUCAUCUUCUAUGAUCCAAUGGCCAAAAGCUUCCUUGAAGCAAUCUUUUUGGUCAUAUCAUUGUUAUUGAUGAGUUCGCCAUCCAAAUUGAUGUCACAAACUACUACUACGCUCCCCACCCAAACUACAAUAUACUCUUCACCUCCUCCACCUUUUUAUGAUGGCUGUCCUUACUCUUGUCAACCACCUCCCACUCCCACUACUAAAUGCCCACCACCACCUUCACCGCCACUGCCAUUGGUGCCACCAGCGCCGCCACAGCCAUGGCUACCACCACCCGUUUGGUUUCCACCACCAUUUCCAUAUUAUGCUCCCCCUCCUCCUAACCCAAUAUUGCCUUAUUUUCCAUGGUUUUACAAGUUUCCUCCACCUCCAGAGUAUUCACUAGCAAUACGUCCACAGGGGAGAGUACUCAUCACCGUCCCAUGCUUGGUCUUUGUAUCAUUAUCAUUAUUAUCAUUUUAGUUACAGUUCUACUAUAAUUUCAAGUAAUCAACAAGCCAUUGUUCAGGUUGGAGCAGGAGUUUAGGAAUGUUUAAUUAUUUAGCAGGCAAUGUGGCUGGCAACUGGCAGGUAUAGCUUCUUGGUUAUUGCAUGUGCAUCACUUGUAAUGGAAGUUAAUGUCAAACAUCUUUUGUAUCUUCCAUUUUAAUAUAUGCAAGAAAAAUUUAUGGGAA